AUGGAGGAUCGAGGGAGCGCUCAGGUGCCUUCCUUCUCGUCUUUUCAGCCGCUAGGACGACAGGGAGAAAGCAGAAAAACAUCUGGUCAUCGUAAAAAAGGCGCGGAUAAGCAGGCGCGGGAGCGGGGGCAUAAAAAAGGCCACCGGAAAACGCACGAGCCUCGGCGCAGUCGGGCAGACGACGUGCGGCAUGCAAACAAAGAGGCGGGCGACGCCUUUUUUGUGGAUGCGCGUGGAGAUGUGCCAUCUGCAACGUACGGCCCGAGCCAACAUACGACUCCGCGCUUUUACCGCGGAUCUACGAAAAGCGGUCGCAGCAAGGAUGCAUUGCCAGCCGCUGAAGCGUCAAUGCAAGAUGCGGUAGACGAGCAAGCGCCGUUAUUUUCUGCAGAAUCACCGCAGGAGCAAAGCAAACAGCUGCACGCGCGUCUACUUCAGGAUCCAGCCGACUUGGAUGCGUGGAUGGCGCUAGUACACCUUCAACGCGCGUUUCUCGGCGGCACGUCCAAGAAGAACGCGACCGAACCACAGCGUAGAACGUUGGCGGAAAUGCAACUUGCAGUAAUUGAGCGUGCAAAGCAAGCUGCGCCAUCAAAUGCAACAUCCCUCACCUUGCAGCUCGCUUGGCUGCGCAUUGCAACCGAGAGCGGUCUCUGGGACGGCGAGCAACUUGAACAGCAAUGGAAACGUGCUAUUACAGAGUAUACGUCGCAACCACACGUUCAUUUUGAGCAUAUCUCGCAACUUUGGUGGUCUUAUGUACUCUUUUGCAAAACUCAUUGGUCUACGUUUACCAUGGAUUGUGUCGUGCAGGCGUAUUCAGAUGCACUGCACGCCACGACGCGGAUUGCGGAGCAACUGGGGCCAGACGGCGUUGAAUGCAGCACGCAUCAAUUUGCGCUUGUUUCCGACUUGUGUGGCAUGCUUCAUAGUGCAGGGUAUGCCGAAUGGGGUUUCGCCAUUGUCCAGGCGCUGUUUGAAUUUCAGCUGGGCUUUUUUCGCGAUGUCAAAUUGCAGGCAAUGAGCGCCGAAGAUGUCUGCAAUAUUUUCUCGGCGUGGUGGGAUGAAGAGCACGCUAGGAUUGGCGACAUGCAAGCGUACACUGGUUUUUCGCGCAUGAAUAGCGCAAGCACGACAAUCCCGUUGAUGUUACAAGACGAAUGCACGCAUAUGGGGCACGAUGCGCCGCCUUCGCCAUUGCAGCCAACAGCCGCGUGGUGUACCGCGGAGCUCGAUCGCGGAAUGCAGAAAACGCCCAUGGCGCUGACCGAAGCUGACGAUGCGUCGCAAGAUCCGUACUCUUUUGUAUUCGCGCAGGACAUUGCUUCUUUUCUGUACGCACCACUUGCGCCGCUUUUCCCUGCAAUCUUACUUGCAGCAGAUACCAUGCUGCAGCACAUUGGGCUCCCGGUGCAUUGGCUGUGCAGCGCGCUUGCGUUCGGACAGUUUUGUCUUCCGAUGCAAAAUGUGCUAUGCAUGCCUUCCUUGCGACCAGAUCGGAAGCAGUCGCGGCUCCCUGAUGCGUUUUGGGAUGCAUCCUUGCACCAUGACGUUGCGAGCUGUUUUUCUGUUGGACCACAAACGCUAUUUCCACGCUCAGAAAAUGACCCUCGGUGCACUUGGUUUUGUACAUUGCCGCGUGUAAGUGCAGAGACGGCAAGCAUUGCGGAGCGUAUUCUAUGUGAGAUCUCGUCCAUGUUGACGCAACAAGGCGCGCCUAUACCCGCUGCCAUGGUAUCCUUACCGCAAGCAAUGCUCUGUAUGGCACGCGACGAAUCGAGGCGUGCAAAAAAAGCGCUUCGCGCGGCUCUACAGUGCCACGAUCGUUGUGUCACACUAUGGUAUGCCUACGCAGAACUGGAAGCGGGCCUCGGAAAUACGAAAGGAGCACGCAGGGUCUGUAUGGAAAUCCUUGGAUCGUUUGGAGAGGUGCAAUCAGACGAAGAUGCAUAUGGUAUUGCAAGCCUAUGGGCACUCUGGGUACAAUUGGAAAAAAGCACGGACUUGGACGCCUGUGCACACGUUUUACACGCGGCUGCCACGUCUCGCUUGCAGAGCGCUCCGAGUCGCGGCGCAUUGGCGAUGCCAACAAGCGCACUUUCCACGUCUGAGAAAGACCAAGUGCUCGGCACACUGCGUCGCCGCGUCGCAUCCCUGGAUACAAAAGGUCCCGAUAUGUAUGUCGCGCCCGCAUUAGCCUACUGCCUGGCCACAGCGGAGCGCAUGUUUGUGGCCGUGCAAGUAGCGGACAGCUUGACCCGUCCUGCCGCUGUAUAUCGCUCUAUAUUAGACGCUUUUGCACACGCAUCUGGCACCAUGGAACGAAUGCGCGCCGAAGUCGGUGCGUCGUUCCAGUACUUUGUGCAUGAGUACAAGCACGAUACUCUUUCUACCGCGUUCCGCCCACGCGAACUUCGCGCCAUUACAGCACAACUCCUGGAAAUUUGGCCUGAAAAUUCAAUCUAUGUGCACUUUUUGGUGCUGCAAGAGCAGCAUGAUCGCUUGGAGAAUUAUGCACGCACAACAAUCGAGCACACGGUGUUGCGUUCUUGGAAGGCUGGCUCUGACUUUGCGCACGCGGAAGGUGGCACGGGAUUGAGUCGCACGCAAAGAGCAGAACUUGCAUGGGUGCUCGCGAUCCGCGCUGAACUGAUUUUGUCGCGUGCAAACGAAAAUAGAGUUCGAAAUGUUGUGGACCGCGCUCUCGAUGCAGUACGCCACUCGUCCUUGCUGUGGCAUAUCGCCAUUGAAUAUGAAAUGCGUGUGCAGUCUCCGUCUCGUCAAGAACGAAUAAAAACAUUGGUAUACCAGGGUAUACGGGCGUGUCCUUACGACAAGUCGCUAUACCUCCUUCCUUUCCACACCGCGCUGCAAAACGCAUUCACUGCCCAAGAGCUGCAUACGCUGGUCGUUCUACAGGAAGAAAAAGAACUACGCGUGUUUUCCGAUUUAGCGGGACCAGCAUGCAGCAGCGACCAAGACACCAUGGACCGUAUCAGCGCAUUUGUAGAUAAUCUCGCCGCCGACACACCUGAGCCGUGCGCAGCGGCACAAGGGCUAAGAAAAAGGUAA
Molecule: messenger RNA, 3072 nt
Organism: Malassezia vespertilionis
Lineage: Eukaryota; Fungi; Basidiomycota; Malasseziomycetes; Malasseziales; Malasseziaceae
Exons: 2
Coding region: 1-3072 (1023 amino acids)
Biological process (GO): regulatory ncRNA-mediated post-transcriptional gene silencing; RNA processing; negative regulation of RNA catabolic process
Cellular component (GO): catalytic step 2 spliceosome
Molecular function (GO): protein binding
Source: RefSeq, a predicted model, not a curated record